AUGAACCAAAACCUUCAGGAGAAGCAUAUGCCGCUGGGUAUCCAUCGCAGCGGCAGCCGGCUUGCCGAGCUCAUGGUGGCGGAUACCCUCGUUGCUGCAGGCUCAGCAACUCUGAUUACACCAGCGGUGAUGAUCUUUGACAGACUCGUCGUCGAAAAAUCCUUCUACAACCAACCACUCUUUCCCGCAUUCCGCAGACAUCUCUGGUUCUCUAUCACCCAACCAGCCACAUUUCUAGUUUCGCGCCCUAGCCUGCUGGUCUGGGGCCUCUAUACAGCAACCUUUGCAACCGCCAACAUGUCCGAAACCCUCCUCAAUAAAGUCUAUCCCAAGAUCGACCAUGCCAUUGCCGGCAUGACCACAUUCGCAUCCACAUUCGUGGUCAACUCCUCCGUUGGCAUUUGGAAAGAUCACCACAACCGGACGCCAAACCACCACCUCCCCCAAAGAUGGUCCGCUCCAUUGGCCGCACCAGAAUCCCCCCUGGCCACAUACUCUGCAUUCCUUCUCCGAGAUGGCCUCACCAUCUUCGGAUCCUUCAGUCUCCCCGCAAUGGUCUCGGCUACUAUCCCGGACUCCAUUGCCUCGCAGGAAUAUCUCAAAAUCCUGAUCGCCCAACUCGCCAUCCCUGCCUCCAUCCAGCUUAUCAGUACCCCGAUCCACCUCUUCGGCCUGGACGUAUACAACCGGCCACAAGUGAUGCCUACAAAGGAACGUGUCGCACGGAUCAGCCGCGACUGGAUCGGCGCCUCCCUCCUUCGCAUGUGCCGAAUCAUCCCCGCGUUUGGAAUCGGAGGCUUCGUGAAUACCGAAGGCCGACUAUAUCUACAUGAACAGCUGGAUGAGCGUCGCACCCCAUCAUGA
Messenger RNA from Penicillium manginii, 864 nucleotides. RefSeq lists its product as uncharacterized. The record is from RefSeq and is a predicted model, not a curated record. The transcript is spliced from 3 exons. Bases 1 to 864 code for a protein of 287 amino acids. NCBI's taxonomy places the organism in Eukaryota, Fungi, Ascomycota, Eurotiomycetes, Eurotiales, Aspergillaceae. Gene Ontology annotation, cellular component: mitochondrion.